GUCGGUAGUGUGUACAAUGUAUUUUUUUGUUGAGUUACUUAUCUACUUAAAAUGUAUUUUUUAUGCAAAAUAAAAAAAAACGGAAAUUAGCAUUCUGCCCUUCUCUAUAAGUGUGGGAAAUUGAAUACUCCUCCGUCCGCGCAAUUUUCGUAAAAAUCUGUACAAAGCUUUUGCUUCACUGCAAUCAUUCAAUUAUCCUGCGAUUUUCAUCGAACAUUCCAUUCCUUCUCUUUUCCAAACAAAAUUAGUACUAUGGAUUCAGUAAGUGGCAAACAAGAAACUUCAGACAAGCCACAAGAUUCACUGCAAAUAACUGAAAGUUGUCAGUCAGACAGUGGAGAUUUUGUGAUGCCAUCUGUGUUGGAGCUUGUAGAGGAGAGAGCUCACCUCCAAGAGCUGGAUAGAGAACUCCAAGCUCUACACACACUACCAGAAUUGGAAUCUCCUACUUCUCAGCAUCCCAGCACCAACAAAGGGGACCAGCGAAUUAAUUCUGUCCAUGCUUUACUCCAUACACUGAGCCCACAUUUGCCACAUCAUGACUUCAUAAAGACCUUUUUGGAAUCUACUGAGCAUCUCGAUGAUGUUGGUAAAAUUAGGGUCACAAAACAGGUGGUGUCUAGUGUCUGUUCCAUGUUGCACUCAGAGGAGAGCAGCUGGAGUGAGGAGGAGGUGGUGUGUGUGGGCGCGUGGCUGUGCGUGCAGAGCGUGGCCGCCGACACGCGGGCCCUGCGCCGCCACGCCGCCCGGGCGCUCUGCUGUCUCCUGGACAACUGCGCUACGGACCAGCAGAUUGAACGGUUAGGACAUGUCGUGUGUUCGGCCGGUUGGGAGCCGGAGACGCUGAUAGACGUGUCGGACGCGGCGAGCGGCGCGACCCGGCCCGCGCUCAGCGCAGCCCUGCGGCGCGCCGCGGUGCGGGACGGGGAGCUGUGCGUGCGCGGCCUCACGCGCCUCGUGCCCGCCCUCCCCGACCCCGCGCGCGCCCCCCUCCGCGCCGCGCUGCACGCACACGCGCACGCCCGCCCGCACGCACACUCGCGCACUAGACUCAAGUUGAUGGUCGACCUCUCCAUGCUUCAACUGUUCUUAAGCAGCGGCAAAGAAUCAACUGUCUCCAAGUAAUUAGUUUAUUAUGAAUUUAUCGGAUUUUACAAAGUACUCAUGAAUGAGCUUGCCUUCGGUACAGACCGUUCUGCAUUGUUCCUGUACUGAUAUUGUUAUGUGUACAAUAAAGAUU
Messenger RNA from Bombyx mandarina (wild silkworm), 1240 nucleotides. RefSeq lists its product as uncharacterized. The record is from RefSeq and is a predicted model, not a curated record. NCBI's taxonomy places the organism in Eukaryota, Metazoa, Arthropoda, Insecta, Lepidoptera, Bombycidae.